AAAAACUUUGGCCAAAUAUUCUUAUAUCGCUGAUGAAAUGUUUAACGAUGAAGAGUCUAUUGACGGAAGUGAUUUAGAAGAUGCAGAUACAUCUAGUGAGAUGGAAGAAGAAGACGAACGUAGUUAGAUUUCAUGAAUGAAUGUUUGAUGAGUAUAUAAAGGGAAACCUUGGACAUUAGCAUCAGAUAAUUAAUAGAAGAGGAAGAAGCAACAAUGCCUAAGAUAGUGCCUUAUGUGGACAACCCAGAAGUGUGGAAGAAGUUUAUACGAGCCCAAGUAGAAGGCAGAGUCAUCGAACAUGCUGGAUAUGGUAAACGAGGAAAACUCAAGUGGAUACCAGUGUCAUCAGUCCAUGAACCGAUUGUUCAACAUAUCAGUCCCACUGAAGCUGUUUAUCAGAGAGCCAAGGCAGAAAUUGACAAGCAGCAGAAAGAAAUAGGCGAACGGGAUAGGCCACCCAAGAGAGUUUACAGACAAAUGAGUGACAAUGAUUCCUUUGACCACACCUCCAAUGGAAAUGUGAUGAAUAGACUUUUUAAAAAACCUAAGAAAAAGAGGGAUGUUAUGGUGUAUUCUGGCCCUCCUGGAAAACGUCAACAGAGACAGUGAAUCCCUCAUCCACAAGGG
This is a messenger RNA of Owenia fusiformis, 627 nucleotides long. The record is from the annotation of a GenBank genome assembly. NCBI's taxonomy places the organism in Eukaryota, Metazoa, Annelida, Polychaeta, Sabellida, Oweniidae.